GCCAUCCCUGCCCCCCCAGCCUGACCCCCGGCCCCAGCAUGGCCCAGGGUGCCAUGCGCUUCUGCUCGGAAGGCGACUGUGCCAUCUCCCCGCCACGAUGCCCACGCCGCUGGCUCCCCGAAGGCCCGGUGCCCCAGAGCCCCCCGGCCAGCAUGUAUGGCAGCACAGGCUCCCUACUACGGCGGGUGGCAGGUCCAGGUCCCCGAGGCCGGGAACUUGGACGUGUGACAGCACCCUGUACACCCCUGCGUGGCCCCCCUUCACCCCGUGUUGCUCCCUCACCCUGCGCAUCCUCUUCACCCACUGGGCAGCCCCCACCAGGGGCCCGGAGCUCUGUGGUCAUAUUCCGCUUUGUGGAGAAGGCCAGCGUGAGGCCACUGAAUGGGCUACCUGCUCCCGGAGGCUUGAGUCGGAGCUGGGACUUGGGUGGGGUCUCUCCUCCCAGUCCCACCCCAGCCCUUGGGCCUGGCUCCAACCGAAAGUUGCGGCUAGAAGCAUCCACAUCAGACCCACUCCCAGCUGGAGGAGGCUCAGCUCUGCCUGGCAGUGAGGGCCUUUUACACGGGCCACCAGCUCAACCUCAGGUUGGAACAGACAGUCUUUACUCCUCUCUCCCCAAUGGGCUGGGGGGACCCUCUGAGCACCUGGCCACAUUAUUCCGAGGACCUGCUGACACUGGACUCCUUAACCAGGGGGACACCUGGUCCUCACCCAGAGAAGUCUCCUCUCAUGCCCAGAGAAUCGCUCGAGCCAAAUGGGAAUUCUUCUAUGGCUCUCUGGACUCCCCCAGCUCAGGUGCUAAGCCCCCAGAGCAGGCCCCCCCAUCUCCACCUGGGGUGGGCUCAGGGCAGGGCUCUGGGGUGGCUGUGGGGCGAGCAGCCAAGUACUCCGAGACGGACCUGGACACAGUGCCCCUGAGGUGCUACCGCGAGACCGACAUCGAUGAGGUGCUGGCUGAGCGGGAAGAGGCUGACUCGGCCAUCGAGAGUCAGCCCAGCUCUGAGGGCCCGCCUGGCACUGCCCGCCCACCUGCCCCACGUCCCGGCCCAUGCCUUGGCCCUCGUUCCAGCCUGGGCAGUGGCAAUGAGGACGAGGAUGAGGCAGGUGGGGAAGAGGAUGUGGACGACGAGGUGUUUGAGGCCUCAGAAGGGGCCCGGCCAAGCACCCGAAUGCCUCACUCUGGGCCUCUCAAGUCGCCUCUGCCCUUUCUACCUGGGACCAGCCCCUUGGCUGAUGGGCCUGACUCUUUCAGUUGUGUGUUUGAAGCCAUCUUGGAGUCACACCAGGCCAAGGGCACCUCCUACACCAGCCUCACCUCGCUGGAGGCCCUGGCCUCACCUGGCCCAACCCAGAGCCCCUUUUUCACCUUUGAGCUGCCUCCCCAGCCCCCUGCCCCCAGGCCUGACCCACCUGCUCCUGCCCCACUUGCCCCUCUCGAACCGGAUUCUGGUACCAGCUCUGCUGCUGAUGGGCCUUGGACACAGAGAGAGAAGGAAGAGGAGGCAGAGGCUGGAGCCAAGCAGGCCCCAAGGAGGGAGCCCCCUAGUCCCUGCCGCUCAGAAGACAGCUAUGGGCUGGGGGCAGCUCCCCUGGGCAGUGAACCGCCCCUGAGCCAGCUCGUGUCCGAUUCGGACUCAGAGCUGGAUAGCACAGAGCGGCUGGCCCUGGGAAGCACAGACACCUUGUCCAAUGGGCAGAAAGCAGACCUGGAGGCUGCGCAGCGCCUAGCUAAGAGGCUGUACCGACUAGACGGCUUCAGGAAGGCGGAUGUGGCCCGGCACCUGGGCAAGAACAAUGACUUCAGCAAACUUGUGGCUGGCGAGUACCUGAAGUUCUUUGUCUUCACGGGCAUGACUCUGGACCAAGCUCUCAGGGUGUUUCUGAAGGAGCUGGCCUUAAUGGGUGAGACCCAGGAACGGGAGCGCGUGCUGGCCCACUUCUCCCAGAGAUACUUCCAGUGCAAUCCUGGAGCCCUGUCCUCAGAGGAUGGUGCGCACACGCUGACCUGCGCCCUCAUGCUACUCAAUACGGAUCUCCACGGCCACAACAUCGGGAAGCGCAUGACCUGCGGCGACUUCAUUGGUAACCUGGAGGGCCUCAACGAAGGCGGCGACUUCCCCAGAGAGCUGCUCAAGGCCUUGUACAGCUCCAUCAAGAAUGAAAAGUUGCAGUGGGCCAUAGACGAGGAGGAGCUGAGACGCUCUCUGUCUGAGUUGGCCGACCCCAACCCCAAGGUCAUCAAGAGAGUCAGCGGGGGCAGUGGCAGCGGCUCCAGCCCUUUCCUGGAUCUGACCCCCGAGCCCGGGGCCGCAGUCUACAAGCACGGGGCCUUGGUGCGAAAGGUGCACGCAGACCCUGACUGCAGGAAGACACCUCGGGGCAAGCGGGGCUGGAAGAACUUCCACGGGAUCCUCAAGGGCAUGAUCCUCUACCUGCAGAAGGAGGAGUACCAGCCUGGGGAGGCCCCGUCGGAGGCUGAGCUGAAGAAUGCCAUCAGCAUCCACCACGCACUGGCCACGCGUGCCAGUGACUACAGCAAGAGGCCCCACGUCUUCUACUUGCGCACCGCUGACUGGCGGGUCUUCCUCUUCCAGGCCCCGAGCCUGGAGCAGAUGCAGUCGUGGAUCACUCGCAUCAAUGUGGUGGCUGCUAUGUUCUCCGCACCCCCCUUCCCAGCUGCUGUCAGUUCCCAGAAGAAGUUCAGCCGCCCUCUGCUGCCCAGUGCUGCCACCCGCCUCCCCCAGGAGGAGCAGAUGCGGACCCACGAGGCCAAGCUGAAGGCCAUGGCAAGUGAGUUGCGGCAGCACCGGGCUGCCCGUCUGGGCAAGAAGGCCCGGGGCAAGGAGGCUGAGGAGCAGCGGCAGAAGGAGGCCUAUCUGGAGUUCGAGAAAUCUCGCUAUGGCACAUAUGCAGCGCUGCUUCGGGUCAAGCUGAAGGCGGGCAGUGAAGAGCUGGAUGCGGUAGAGGCAGCACUGGCCCAGGCCGGGAGCACGGAAGAUGGACUCCCCCCUCCUCACUCCAGUCCCUCCCCGCAGCCCAACACCUCCAGCCAGCCCCGGGCUCAGUGUCCUGGCCCAGAGUCUCGCGCAGGGGCAGGCAGUGGGCGGUGGAAGCCCUGAGUUGUGGGUGGGAGUGGGGGCGGGGGUGGUGCCCACCAGGCACCUGCAUGACAGGGCCCUGCCUGAGCCCGGGCCGGCCUCGGGCCACCUGGGAGGGCCCCUCGGUCCAGGGCCUGACCGCGCCGGACGCGGUGUCCGGGGCAGGGCAGGGCUAGGGCACGGGCCUCAGGAGCCUUAGGCUAAGGGCCCCUCCGAGACCCCCCUUUUUGUGAUAAUGUUUUGCACUUUUUCGUACAGGAGACUGGGACAGGAGGGGCCAGGGUCCCUGGACUUUUGAUGCUUUUUUUUUUUGUGGGGGAGACCUGAUGUUUCUGCUGAGACACCCCACCCCUGACACCAGCAAUCGCCCUCCACCCUGGGGCCUGGCUCAGACAGAAGCCAGGAGUUGGGGCUGAGCUGGUUUUCCCUCCCUCUUCCGUGAGGGCUCACCCGCUCUUUCCAGAGGUGGCGGGUGUCCAUGCUGAGGCCCUAUGCACAGGCUGGGGACAGCAUGGCCUUGCUUUCCCUCCUUCAGUGGGCCCUGCCCUUUGUAUAGCCUCCACCUCCAUUAAAACUGCUCUAGACUUGC
Messenger RNA from Physeter macrocephalus (sperm whale), 3687 nucleotides. It is a transcript of the gene PSD, whose product is annotated as pleckstrin and Sec7 domain containing. The record is from RefSeq and is a predicted model, not a curated record. The transcript is spliced from 16 exons. Gene Ontology annotation, biological process: regulation of ARF protein signal transduction. Gene Ontology annotation, molecular function: guanyl-nucleotide exchange factor activity; protein binding; phospholipid binding. The coding region runs from base 39 to 3119 and encodes 1026 amino acids. Lineage: Eukaryota; Metazoa; Chordata; Mammalia; Artiodactyla; Physeteridae.